Messenger RNA from Sphaeramia orbicularis (orbiculate cardinalfish), 3837 nucleotides. It is a transcript of the gene pcdh20l, whose product is annotated as protocadherin 20-like. Bases 44 to 2614 code for a protein of 856 amino acids. Gene Ontology annotation, biological process: homophilic cell-cell adhesion. NCBI's taxonomy places the organism in Eukaryota, Metazoa, Chordata, Actinopteri, Kurtiformes, Apogonidae. Gene Ontology annotation, cellular component: plasma membrane. The transcript is spliced from 2 exons. Gene Ontology annotation, molecular function: calcium ion binding. The record is from RefSeq and is a predicted model, not a curated record.
UGUUCAGUUGCAGAAGAGGAACUUGGGAACAUGAGUGAGGGUGAUGGGCCCUGGGACUCCUGAUAAUAUGAACUGGGCUGGACUGCUGCAGAAUCUCCUGGUUCUGGCCCAUCUCAGUCAGAUCAUGUGUGGUUCCAUGCGGUUUUCUGUCUCGGAGGAACAGGAACCUGGAACUCCGGUUGGAUCACUUAGUAAAGACUUUCCACCCCCGUACCAGCUCCUAACACAGGAGUAUCUGUGGAUGGACAAAAACACAGGGAAUUUCUACACUACUGAGCAAAAGAUGGAUCGUGAGGCUCUGUGCCCUGAGGAGACAAAAGCUGAGGAAUGCAUUAUUCUACACAAUGCCAUUGUGGGGCCCUCAGGAGACCUUAUACAGUUUCCUGUGAUCAUAGAGGACAUCAAUGACAAUAUGCCUCAUUUUGAAAACACUGAAAUACACCUCAAGGUGUCUGAGGAUGUUACUGUGGGGACAACUUUCUUAUUAGAUGACCUGGCUCAGGAUAGAGAUACUGGUCAGAAUGGAGAGCUGAAGUACCACCUUCAAGGUUCUGAUGGCAUUUUCAGUUUAAUAGUUGAAGCUGAGGCUUCUAUGAUGCUGGUUGUGCAAACAUCUCUGGACAGAGAAACUCAGGACCAGUAUCAGAUGGCGUUGGUGGCCACCGACUGUGGCUCACCCUCUUUAAGUGCAACAGCGACCUUAAUAGUCACAGUGACAGAUGUUAAUGACAACUGUCCAAGCUUUAGCUCCGAGAGCCCCCACACUGUCAACAUCCCCGGAGACUCGCGGAAGAACACAGUGGUUGCUCAAGUCAUCGCCACAGACCCAGAUUCAGGUCCAAACGCUGCCAUCAUUUACUCCCUCAGUCCCAAAGUCUCUGAGCAGGCCAAGAAGCUCUUUAGCCUCGACAGCCUCAGUGGGUACAUCAGACUAACACAGGACCUUCACAGUGACAUCUUCGAGGAACUGGUGUUAAAAGUGUUAGCUAGCAGCCGUCACUGCCCCCCAGCAGACACUCAGGUAACAGUAUCUGUGCUCCCCAAGGCAAACCAAGAGCCGACAAUAAAGAUCGGGUUCAUAGCAGAGCAUCAAAACCAGACUAUGGUGUUACAAGAGAACCAGCCCCCCACUGUCUUGGCUGUUUUAGAGCUGGAAGGUGACAGGAGCUUUAAAGGCUCCUCUCUUGCCAUUGAGGGUGAAGUACCUUUCACUUUGAACCUACAGAAUGGCAAAUAUCUGCUUUCAACAUCAAAGCCCCUAGACUAUGAGAUGAGAAGUGAACAUCAUAUUUCUGUGGUAGCGCAGAGACGAUCAGCUGAAGGAUCUGUGAUCGUUGCCUCCAGCCGUGUGAUCAAGGUGCUGGUGGCAGAUGUCAAUGAUAACUCCCCAUUCUUCUUGCAGUCACACUACCAGCUGGAGGUGGAGGAAAACAACCAGCCUGGUCUGUCACUGCUGCAGGUCUCUGCUUCAGAUGCAGACAGUGGAUCCAAUGGCAGGGUGACCUAUAGACUGGACAAGCACAUACCCACCAUUUUCAACAUUGACAAUGCCACAGGUCAGCUGUUUGUGUCUGUUUCUCUGGAUAGGGAGCAGCAGGAUUUAUAUGAUUUCAGUGUUUUUGCACAAGACGGUGGCUCUCCUCACCUGGAGACAGAGGCUACAAUAACCAUUCGUGUGCUGGACCAGAAUGAUAAUGCACCUGCUUUUCUAACGCCUCAUUUUAUCUUUUUCAUCCCUGAGAACGUACCAGUGUUCGCUCAGGUGGGUAGAGUACGUGUGACCGACCCAGAUGAAGGGGAGAAUGGGAACACAGAGUUACAUGUUGCAAACAGCAGUGGACCUUUUGUUGUGGAUAACUCCCAGGGAACACUGCGUACUACCACCAACUUGGACAGAGAGUCAGAGGACCGGUAUGAACUCUACAUACUGGCCCGUGAUCAUGGCUACCCAUUCACUUUGACAUCCACUGCCAGGGUAACUAUCUUUGUUGAGGACAUCAACGACAACAGGCCAAAAGUAAUCCUUCCAAACAGCAACCUCUCGUGUCUGACCGUCUCACCAGAAACAAUGGCAGGUACAAUGGUAACAAAGAUCUAUGCCAUUGAUGAGGACUCGGGGCUAAAUUCAGAGCUAACAUACACAGUUAUGCAUCACAGAAGCCCCUUCAAGGUGGACUCCAGGUCAGGAAACAUCACCGUGGCUCAGCGUCUUCUAGGGAAGGACCUGGGAAUGCACCACCUGUUUAUUGUGGUCAGUGAUGGAGGGAAGCCAUCUCCACUUCAGACUUCAGUUUGGGUUAAUCUACUGGUCAAUAAGAGUAUGGAUCCGUGCUACUUGGACAGCACGCCCACCUGGACAGGACAACCUGAACUGAUAACUCAAGCAUUUCCCGAGGCCUCUGUGUGUGACCUAGAUAACGGGUUGACCAGAUCUGCUCAGAUGACCCUGUUAAUAGGCAUGGCUAUGAUGCUGACAUCCAUCUGUCUGCUUGUAGUGGCAGUAGUUUUAUACCUGAAACAGAGCCGAAGAUGUUCAGAAAGGAAAAAGAAGGUACACACUGAGGAGAAUGAAAUUCCACUCAGGCUCAAAGACAAAUAUUACUCUGAUGACUAACAGAAUAAAGCCAGCAGUGUGUGUAAUCCUCAUUUGUACAGUGCCAAGGAUGAAAUCGGUGAAUUUAUUACAUUUUCCGUAUUUGUCAAGGGUUUGUUGCAUUUUAAUGAUCAAAUUCUUGAAAUAUCUUGAUCCACUGUUUACCCAGUGAUUUCUCAACAGCAGAAGUCCAGCACUUCUGUGGAAAUUUGGAAUGCGGAAAAGUAAACGCAUUUUAUCAAAGAUAACAGAAAAAAUAUGAAGUGGUUUGCAAAGUAUUUAGUGUUAUUAUGCUUCAUAUCAUGAACUAUAAUACUUUAAUAUACAGUUUAAAACAUGCCCAGCAGGGCACCGCUAAACACUGGAAUUACAGCCAUUACCUUUAGUGAUAAUUCUCUUUGCCCCCUGCAGUCGGAAGAAUCCUGAGGUAAUGGUCUGCUAAGUUGAUUGGGCCUUUCUCAGAUUUCCAACUCUUGAGUGAUGGGGAGUCUAAAGUAUUUAGACUCACAAAAGGGUUUAAUGUUCCUCUGGUGGGGAGGUGCUGAAAGUCUUUCAAGAUGCAGCUCUGAGACAACCACAGGAGGCAGAGAGCAGCUGUGGACAUGUGAGAGGCAGCAGAGGGAACGCACAACUCCAUCUCAAGUCACCAUCUCAUACCUGUUACCUGAUAGUGCUGCUUCUCACCCACAGUGUUGGAUCGCACCCAAAAGGAAAUAAAAAAACAAAAAGAAAACCUACUGUACUGUGCCCAGUAACCCAACAUGCUUGUUGUUUUGAUGACAGAUGUUUGGAGUGAAAUCACACUGUGCUCAAAGAAAUCUUUACAAAAGGCAGAUGCUCUCUUGUGUUGCAGAUAUAUUUAUGCAGGGAAACAAUUGAGUUAUCAAACCUGGUUAAGUGAUGCAUAAAGUAUGAAAGGAGUCCUGUGUUUACAAAUCUGUGAACUCACAUUUACAUACAGAGGGCAGACUAAUUGUUGUAGCAUUACAAUAGAAAACCUUUUUUUUUUUUUUUGCAACAGUACAACUGGGCUUGUCCUCGAUGAUACACUUGUCUUAAAGAAAAGGAGGGAAAAGCCACAAGUCAGGGCCUGUAAAACACUGUGUACAACUCAGUUUGUGGAGAACAAGGCUUGUAUAACAUGAAUAGUGUCUCUCUUAGGAUUUCUGUGCUAGCAGCUGGAAAAUAAUCCAAUAAUGUGUGUAACUCUGAGAAUAACUACAGCAAAUAAAACUAAAUAAAUC